UUUGAAUAAUGAUUCUUAUUAAUAAAUAGAAGGAAAAAAGUUUAAAUCGAUAUUAGGAUCAAGGCAACCCUAACAAAAGAAGAGUCUGCAGCCAAAAAAUUAUCUCAUUAGCAUCUGAUUGUUCACACUUUUGAAGAUACAAAUAGGUAAUUUAAGUUUGAUAUUAUAUUCGAUAAUUCAACUUAAGAAGAAGUCUAUUAUUUACCUUUUAUAAAUAGUAUCAAAUUGUAUUGCUGGAAAGGCAAAUGGUGUAAUUAUUUAUGGAGAAAUAGGAUCUGGGAAACUCCAUGUUUGAUAUAUUUUAGCAAAUUUA
Molecule: messenger RNA, 313 nt
Organism: Paramecium sonneborni
Lineage: Eukaryota; Ciliophora; Oligohymenophorea; Peniculida; Parameciidae
Source: the annotation of a GenBank genome assembly